Molecule: messenger RNA, 3069 nt
Organism: Dissoconium aciculare CBS 342.82
Lineage: Eukaryota; Fungi; Ascomycota; Dothideomycetes; Mycosphaerellales; Dissoconiaceae
Exons: 1
Coding region: 154-2952 (932 amino acids)
Cellular component (GO): NuA4 histone acetyltransferase complex
Molecular function (GO): protein binding
Source: RefSeq, a predicted model, not a curated record
CAUCUACGGUAUUCACAUGAACAGAAAGAAAUGAUGACAUUCAUCAACAGAUUCCAUCGGCAACAAUUCACACACCGCUGUUAAUUCAGUUGUCAGCCUCUCGAGCAGUUCGUCGCGUCAUGAAUUUACGAAUGUGUCGCUAGGAAGAAUUACAUGCACCAAACGAUUAUCCUGGACGAUGCCGGUCAAAACGUUGCCCGCGUGCGACAAGCGAGAUUCAUGAGCCAAUUCACCUAUACAAAUCUGGAAAGCCUCCUUUUAUUCCAAUUUCUGCGCUCAGAAAAUGUCACGUCGGCAGUCAACUUCACGCGCAUUGCCGAUGAAUUGAAGCAGAUUCCACUCAUCCGCAGUGAUCCUACAUACGACGAUGGCCGCCUAUCACCCGACGCACUCAAAGAUCUCUACCUGGGCUUGCUAAAGGAGGAGGCCAAGCUCGAUGUUGAGCGACAAACAAAUGGCGAUACACACGCCCCGAUAAACGAUCACAACACGACCAAUGGAGACCCGAGCAACACAUCGCCGGCCUCGCGCAAACGGAAGGCUGCCAGUCCCGGCUUUCCCACGGUGCAAGAGGCCGCGCAACACGCGCAUCUAAUACCGCAAUUGGUUGCACGCUUGUAUGCACGGUAUCGCGACAACAUAGUCCGAACACUGCGUGGUCAGGAACAUGAAUAUGUCGCUAUCAGUCGCAAUAUAGCAGACCUGCGAUCUGGAAGGCUGGAUGCACAACAACAGCAGCAGGCGCAACAACAACAACGACCGCAACAGCAACAGCAACCUAUUCAUUCCGUUCCUCAACGGAAUCAGAUAUUACCCGCGACUCCGGCUCAAGUACCAAUCACUCGUGGUCCCUCUCAACAGGAACAAAAUGGCACCAAUAGUACUCGGCCUGUCCCACAGAACGUAAACACACCGGGAGGCCAAGUCUCAUCUUCUGCGGCAAAUCUCGCCGCGCGGCCAGGAUCAGACUCCAAUUCGAAAAAUCGCGGCACUCCUGGGCCGGUCUCGACUGGACAGCAUACUACUACGCCAGUAACUGGGCGACCGUCUGCUGCUCCAAUCGAUAAUGCUAGAGCUUCGCUGCCAGCGUCACAGGCUCCGCCGUCGGGUGCGUCAUUGAGACAUGCUCCAAAUGCGCCGCCACAGAUACAGCCCAUGCCACCUACGAUGAAUCGGACCAUCACACCCAAUCAGCAUGCCAACUAUCCACUGCCAAUCGCAGCUGCGCCGCACGGUCAUCCGCGGCCAGACUCGGUACCUGCCCAACAAACAGCACCUCGACCAUUAACGGUUCGGUCGAAUAUACAACCUGCUGCGCCGAGUCACGCUCGAUCUCCUGUGCAGCACCUAGCAUCACCGGGCCCGCACGCGUCCCCGUAUGGCCAGGUGCCACCGCAGUAUCCACUCCAGCAGCAGCAACCGCAGCAAAGCCGGGCGUCCUCUAGUCGACCCGAGACUCCGGAAAGCACCUCCAGAAGGCCUUCUGCGACACCCAUGCCUCAGCAUCAAGCGGGCCAGCAUCAACAACAGGCAGUCCCAGAUCGACAGGUGGUUUACUCACAACCGCCGCAGAAUCAACCUCUGACCUAUCGGCCACCACAUGCUCAGUCUGGAGGCUACAUGUUGCCGCCAUUUCAGCUCACUCCACAAGGCCCUAACCGGCAAGUGCAAAUUCCGCCUCAGCAAAUCCGGACUCCACAACAUGCGAAUCAGGCGCCGAUUCAAGUUUUACAGGCGCAGCAAAUCCAUGCUCAAGGGCGUGUAACUCCUGCCACCGCUCCCAGGCUGCAAAUUCAACCUCGGCCCAUGUCUACAAAUAAUGUGGCUGCGCUGGUAACACCGGUUCGUCCAAGGCCCAAAUCGAUAUGGAAGUCUGACGUGCGACCAUACUCAAAUUCCAAACCAACACUACUGUCACGGCCAGAUUUUGAGCCUCUAAGCCCUACACGAGACCGACCAGGGUCGCCGAUUUCUGCGCAGCGCACUCUUGGGAAUGGUCCGUCGAGCGAAGCUGUCUCGGCCAAGAGCCGUGUGGGCCGCAAGCGACUUGUCACACAAGGGACUGGGUCGCCGAGUCUACAAUCGACCGGUUCGGACGAGUCGGCACCAACAAUAUCGACAGAGAAGGGAACCAAGGCAAAUGUGCGAUCAUCGAGUAUGCUCCAAGACGACCGGCCCAGCAGCCAGAAUGGCGUAAAGGUGGAGCCCACGACGCCUGCCGCGAGCAUUCCCGACGACGGAGAGGCCAUGGUCGCACCGCCCGGAGCAUCUGCUGGCGGACCUGCCACCCGCAAACGUCGUGGCACAAUUUCCUCACAGCCUGUACCACAGGCGAAACGAAAGCGACAAGAAUCGCCCUCGGAGCCGUCUGAGGCGCACAGCCAUCCCGCAAGCUCGCCAGCACCAUUGACAAGGAGCAACAAAAUCGUAGCUGCGCGCAAUUUUGCCAAGAUGUCGUCCGCAAUCAUGCACGAUAUUGAAAGUCACAAGCAUGCGUCCUACUUCCGCAAUACGCUCCGUGACCGCGAUGUUCCUGGAUACGAGAGUAUCGUGCUUGAGCCUCGAAGUCUUAAAUUCAUUCGAUCUGCCAUCAGUGCUGGCAAGACAGCUGUCGCAAAUGCGACCGCGGCCUCCACUACUUCUUCGGGCGAUUCACCUGCAGCCACGCCGAAUAGUGUGCGGCCUACAGAAAGCACAACAACGAUUGAGCUCGACCGUGCGGAUCUUCUCAAUCCGUAUGCUAUCGUCAACGGGACACAACUGGAGAAGGAAAUCAUGAGAAUGCUUGCAAAUGCAUAUAUGUUCAAUCCUGGCGAAGAUGGCAUGGCUGAGAUCACCAAGGAAAUGUUCCAUGAUGUGCAACAGAAAAUUAGUGACUGGCGUGGGACGGAGCGACUCCUCGGAGGAGAUGAUGACGAUGAUGGCAAAGGAGGAAAGAGACGAAAACCAUAGACUAAAGCUCGGAAUUUUGUCAGGCAUUGUCAUGUAAAAUAUGCUCGAGAUCUUAUUCUCAAUAUGAGAUUUGGAUCAUUAUGUUUGCUGUAGCUUCAACAUCAUUAUUCACGCCCC